Auxenochlorella protothecoides is the source of this 690-nucleotide messenger RNA. RefSeq lists its product as hypothetical. The transcript has 6 exons. Bases 1 to 690 code for a protein of 229 amino acids. The record is from RefSeq and is a predicted model, not a curated record. Lineage: Eukaryota; Viridiplantae; Chlorophyta; Trebouxiophyceae; Chlorellales; Chlorellaceae.
AUGCCUGGCGCCCUCCCCAUUCCCCUCAUCGCGCUGGACCUCGUGGUGAUUGCACAGGCCGUCCUCAUCCUGCGAGCAUUCCCUGGCAAUCUCAGGACCUGGCAGCCUCGCCUGGAGGAUCUGACGCGCACUGCAGGAUCCUCCCGGCGCUUGGCCAAAUUUCGAUGCAUUGUGGGCUUCUACUCCCUAGGCCUCUCCCUCAUCCAGGGUUUCUGGGCGGGGUGGGGCCUCCUGGCCAAAUGGUUUACCAUGUGGACGUGGUGGCUCAUGACGGCCUACUUCCUCGUGGGCGCCUGGCUCAGCUGGAGAGACGUCCGGGGGGAGGCGCCGGACGGGGCGCUCCUGGCGCUCUCCUCGCGCCUGGCAUUCUGGAUGGUGGCUGCCUUUCACAUCCUAGGGACGCGGCCUCCAGCCCCGGCACAGAUGGCUCUGGUGCUGACGGGGAUGACGUGGACGCUGCUGCUGCCGUCGGCCUAUUCACUGCCGGACGCAGCAGCACGUGCAAUAGCCGUGGAGGGAAUCUGCAACUUUGGCAGCUACAACCAGCAUGGCAUGAAUGUGGUGUUCAUGCUCAUUGAGGGCUGGCUGGCAGACAUCCCCGUGAUACCCUCCAUGGCCGGCGUGGUCAGUGGCUGGGCAGCCGCCUACACCACAUUUGCUGUGAUCCGUUACAUGAUCGUCGGAAAGUGA